UUCACAUGUUUUUGUAUCUUUGCAUUACAGAAGCGCUAUGAACCAGCUAAGGGGAGGUUGGUGGUGUGUGGUCAUGGGACGCUGAUGGGAAACGGAGUCUUCUGCAUCCUGAGUGACGACCACGGGCAGAAAUGGUACAACGGCGCCGCACUGAAGAGCAUCCCCUACAACCAGGAGAAGAAAGCACAGGACUUUGACCCUGACGAGUGCCAACCGGUUGAGAUGACGGACGGCAGCAUCGUCAUCAACGUGCGGAACCAGAACAACUACCACUGUCGGUGUCGCAUUGUGGUCCGCAGCAAUGACGGUGGAUUGUCGCUGCCGAUAGACGAUCUGUUCUUUGACUACGAGCUGAAGGAUCCGGCAGUCGCAGCUGGAGCUCUGCAGAAAGACGGCGUGCUCUUCUUCACCAACCCCUCCAAUGAGCACAGCAGUAAGACUCAUCACAUCUUCUCCCUUCCAAUGUCCUGUCACUGAUUCAGUGGUGGAAGUAAAAGUAGA
Molecule: messenger RNA, 501 nt
Organism: Plectropomus leopardus (leopard coralgrouper)
Lineage: Eukaryota; Metazoa; Chordata; Actinopteri; Perciformes; Serranidae
Source: RefSeq, a predicted model, not a curated record